AUGAAAUUGAACAAUGAGACGGUCACCAUCGAGCUCAAGAAUGGUUCUGUCGUGCACGGGACGAUCACUGGUGUCGACAUGCAGAUGAACACGCACCUCAAGACCGUCAAGAUGACGGCACGCAACCGCGAACCGACCUCCCUCGACUCGCUGUCCAUCCGCGGCAACAACAUUCGCUACUUCGUCCUUCCCGACGCCCUCCCCCUAGACACUCUGCUGGUCGAUGACGCGCCGAAACCUAAGAACAGGAAAAAGGACGAGGCAAGGGGCCGCGGGCGCGGAAGAGGCGGCGUGGACCGUGGGCGUGUCCGAGGACGGGGACGGGGAAGAGGACGGGGCUUCUGA
Messenger RNA from Laetiporus sulphureus 93-53, 345 nucleotides. RefSeq names its product Sm-like ribonucleoprotein. Gene Ontology annotation, cellular component: SMN-Sm protein complex; catalytic step 2 spliceosome; U12-type spliceosomal complex. The coding region runs from base 1 to 345 and encodes 114 amino acids. Gene Ontology annotation, biological process: spliceosomal snRNP assembly; RNA processing. Lineage: Eukaryota; Fungi; Basidiomycota; Agaricomycetes; Polyporales; Laetiporaceae. The record is from RefSeq and is a predicted model, not a curated record. Gene Ontology annotation, molecular function: RNA binding. The transcript is spliced from 2 exons.